AAAAAUCGAUCUUUUAACACAAUCAAACAUAACUAUAUUAACAUAAUAAAACUGUAUAAACAACAAAUAACCAAAUUAUUCCCAAUUUUAAAAAAAUUCAGAUGCAUUUCUUUGUUUAUCAAGCUAACUACAGAAGAAAAGAUGGAGAAACUUAGAAGUUUGUCAUGGAAAUCCUCAAAAUUUUUGGUUAUUUCUCUAACUUUAUCUUUCUCUUUAGUUCUCUUAUCAUUUUUAUCUUUCUGGGUUAUGCGUAGAGCUUCCCCUUUAAUUCAUCAAGAAGCUUAUAUGCUGCUUAAUACACCUUCAUUAAGUUUAAGCCUUAAUUCAGAUUCAUCUGUAUUUAAUCUUGCUAAUUCUACUAAUUUGAACAUUACCCAGUUAAAAAGAUCUCAAAUUUCUUCUAGAUUUGGUGAAAAUAGUUCAAUUGAAGUAGCUUUUAGUAAAAGUGAAGAAGUUGGUAGUAGAAGAACAAAAGUUGGUGAAAGUUCUACUGAUUUUGGUAGAAAUUUAUCAGUUUCUAGAGUGAAAGUUGUGAAAUUGGGGAGUACCCAUUUGAGGAAACCUCAUAAUUCAUCUGGGUUUAUGAAAUCUUCCAUUUUUAAGGAAGAAGUUAGUGAAAUUUUAGAUGGUAAAGUUGAUGUUAGUAGUAAGGAAAAAAGAGAAUUGAAUUUGACUUCAAUUGGUAAAGUUGAUGAGGAGAUUAAAGAAAAGAGGGGGAAAGAUUGUGAUGUUUCCAAAGGGAGGUGGGUGUUUGAUGAAAGUUAUCCAUUGUACACAAAUUUCUCAUGUCCUUUCAUAGAUGAAGGGUUUAAUUGCCAAGGAAAUGGGAGGGUGGACAAAGAUUACAUGAAGUGGAGAUGGCAACCUCAAGAUUGUGAUAUUCCAAGGUUCAAUGCGACGAAUAUGCUGGAAUUGAUUAGAGGAAAGAGGCUAGUCUUUGCUGGUGAUUCAAUCAAUAGGAACCAAUGGGAAUCAUUGCUUUGUUUACUGAUGGGAGCUGUUAAAGAUCCUACAAAGGUCUAUGAGACACGAGGCCGGAGAAUCACAAAGACUAGAGGGGUUUAUAGUUAUAGAUUUGUGGAUUAUCAGUGUACAGUUGAAUUCUAUGUGAGCCAUUUCCUAGUGCGUGAAAGCAAGGCGAGGAUGGGGAAUAAGCGGAAGGAGACGUUGCGAAUUGAUAGUAUUGAUAGAGAUUCAAGAAAAUGGAGAGGAGCUGAUAUUUUGAUCUUUAAUACUGGAAAUUGGUGGACUCAUUUCAAAACAAAAGCAGGGAUUAACUAUUACCAGGAUGGUAAUCAAGUUUAUCCCCACCUUGAUGCUUUAACAGCCUAUAGAAAAGCACUAUCAACUUGGGCUACAUGGGUCGAUAAAUUUGUAGAUGCGCGCAAAACCCAUGUCUUCUUUCGAAGUACAGCACCAGCUCAUUUCAGAGGAGGGCAAUGGAAUACUGGUGGGCACUGUAGAGAAGCAAGGAAACCCCUGAAUGAAAUGUAUAUAAACGAUCCUGAAAAGGAUGUUAUCGCUCAGGAGGUAAUCAGCUCAAUGAAAACUCCGGUUACUUUCAUGAACAUUACUGGAUUAUCUUCGUACAGGAUAGAUGGUCAUCCUUCGAAGUAUGGGAAAAGCCCAGGAAAGAAGGGAUCUCCAGUAGAAGAUUGCAGUCAUUGGUGUCUUCCUGGGGUUCCAGAUACUUGGAAUGAGAUGAUUUAUCAUCAGUUGCUUUUGAAACAACAGAAGGUGUACACUAGCUUGUGAAUACAUUUGUUCGAUUAGGGAAUGAUGCCAGCUAGAAAACAGCGAGAUUUUAAAACGGGAAAACCUCGAGUAUCAACAAUUUCUAGGCUUCAUUAGCACGGAAAUGACUGCCUCAUCUCGGGUUCAGUAGCCAUUCCCUGCAAUGUGGAUGAGUUGCUUCUGUCGCUGUCUAAUAUCAUGGUCGUGAUAACUUAAAAACAAUGUGGUUGUGAUUACGUGAUGCACCUUAGGAUCGGUACCUUCUGUAUAUUCUUUUUUAGGGGAGAGGAUACUAGGCUGAUGAUAUAAUUGCAUCAUACAUGUUUACAUUCUUUUAUUAACUUGUACUUACUUUUGAUCUCUAUAGUUAGGUUAAUGUUUUCUUGUAAUCAACUGUAAUGAAAUCAGAGCAACAAAAGAAAAAUCUUUCUUUCUUUAUAAUACAUCUUUGCUUACAGUUCUGUGCUAA
Beta vulgaris subsp. vulgaris (sugar beet) is the source of this 2203-nucleotide messenger RNA. Its product is annotated as protein trichome birefringence-like 6. The record is from RefSeq and is a predicted model, not a curated record. The transcript has 5 exons. The coding region runs from base 142 to 1755 and encodes 537 amino acids. NCBI's taxonomy places the organism in Eukaryota, Viridiplantae, Streptophyta, Magnoliopsida, Caryophyllales, Amaranthaceae. Gene Ontology annotation, molecular function: O-acetyltransferase activity. Gene Ontology annotation, cellular component: Golgi apparatus.